CCCGACGUCCAGCAUAUACGGAAAAGGAAAACCAUCUUGCCAGACAGAAUAUCGCUUAGGACGAACAUGAACACGGUUCUGGUGGCCGCAGUAGUGCUGGCGGUUCUUCACGCUAGUUCUGCCCAAGGCAAGAAAUGCGGUGAAGGCGAGGUGUACAAGGAAGGUCAGAGCAGCACCUGCGGCGAGCACAGGUGCGGCGACCCAGAGGACGGAAUCAAGUCCUGCACCUUCGACUUAGUGAGUCGAUGCUUCUGCCAGGACAACCUCUACCGAAGGAGCAGUGACGGAAAGUGCGUGCCCAAGGAGGAGUGCUAAAACGAGCCAUGACUCUGCUCCGGAAAACCCUUUUUCCCCGUCAGCAUGCACUUGCUGAAGAACGGCAAUAAAACCCACCGGGUGCCUUGCAUUCGCCUAAGACGAUCCGAAGGCGAAAGCCA
Rhipicephalus sanguineus (brown dog tick) is the source of this 437-nucleotide messenger RNA. RefSeq names its product chymotrypsin-elastase inhibitor ixodidin. The record is from RefSeq and is a predicted model, not a curated record. Bases 67 to 315 code for a protein of 82 amino acids. Lineage: Eukaryota; Metazoa; Arthropoda; Arachnida; Ixodida; Ixodidae. The transcript has 2 exons.